AUGAAUCCCUAUCAAAAUCAAGGUUACCAAAAUAACGGCGGAUGGACAGGCGGCGCCUGGAACCCAGCUCAACAAUACCAUGCUCAGCAAAACUGGCAGUCCCAGCAGCCUCAACAACCUCAACAGCCUCAACAGCCUCAGCUCCCGCCAGUACCUCAGUAUAAUCGACAGCCGGCACCUCAAAUAUUCUGCUGCGAGACGGCUCAGCGCUGUCCUGUUCCUGCCACGCAGGCUAUUCAUGCCUAUACUACUCGUUUGGCAUUCUUUAUGAACCACGCUCUGCACCCCACCGUUGCGACCUAUGCUCAAGUUACUAAUCGCCAUCUUCAUCGUGGAUUCUUUGAUAUGGUACCGAUGUCGACCGUAGUACCCACUACAGGCGCUCACGGAGGUCAUGGCCAGGGUGGACAUGGCCAACAAGGCCAGCAGCAUGGUGGACAACAGCAAGGUAACCAACAAGGCUACCAACAUGGGUUUCAACUGCAAGCUCCUACUGGUCCAGCAUUUAACGGUAAUACACACUAUACAGCUGCUUCUAGUAACCACAACAACAACUAUCAUGGUGGAUACAAUCAACAAGGCUUUGUACAACAAGGAGGCUAUCAAACUGGUGGUGGAAUCCCUCAAAACAAUCUUCAGCAUCAGCAUGUUCAUAAUAACGGUCCUCCCAACAGCCAGCCUCCUCAUGCUGUACAAGGUCCUAUUAUGUAUGCUGGCUCUUCCUACAGCAUCCACCCAUCUAUUCCCAUUCCUCUCCCACGCUUCCCUCGGCCUAAUUUCCAAUUGAACGUUAAGUUCCGCCUUGAACGCUAUCGCCUCGACCCCCCUGCACAGGCUUUCCAUUAUGGAAAUCCUGGCUCGCAAGCCCUCGGUCACUAUCAGCCUUUCUCGUCAUUUAAUGCUCCCUACCAGGCUAACAACAUUGUCAUCUCUCCUUCCACCAAUUCCCCUCGUGCUAGGGAAAACAUGGAACUGAUAUGGUACUACUGGCCAGUUCAGCUUGAGGUUCCUCUAUGGGCUCGCGGUCAGAAUACAGAGACUAGUGCACCAGAGAUUGCGGAGCAGCUUGUUCAUGAGGGUAUGCUGAUGAUCAAUGGAGAGCGCUGGGGAUACAUGGAGGAUGGGGAGGAUCGUGAAGGCCUAUGGCACAAGAGACGAUCUUACAAGGUGUUGGAGUGUCCUGUUCACGGCAUGCUCUGGAAGGUAACGGUGUUUGUUCGUCGUGGAUAUUAA
This is a messenger RNA of Sclerotinia borealis F-4128, 1233 nucleotides long. The record is from the annotation of a GenBank genome assembly. NCBI's taxonomy places the organism in Eukaryota, Fungi, Ascomycota, Leotiomycetes, Helotiales, Sclerotiniaceae.